This is a messenger RNA of Arctia plantaginis, 2130 nucleotides long. NCBI's taxonomy places the organism in Eukaryota, Metazoa, Arthropoda, Insecta, Lepidoptera, Erebidae. The record is from the annotation of a GenBank genome assembly.
AUGUGUGAAUGGUUGUCGUACGGAGAAUGGUGCGAUGUGAAACUACUGUGUGGCGGGCGCGCAUUCAGCGCGCAUCGUGCUGUGCUUGCAAGUGUUAGCACUUUUCUUAGACGCAUUCUACUUUCCUGCCCUAACGAUGAAACGCCAGCAUUUAUAUUGCUACCCGAGUUUGAUCUUGAUGCUAUGGCGUCAGUCCUUUACUACAUUUAUAACGGCGAAGUCAUAGUAAAAAAACAUAAAUUAGAAAUGUUCUUAGAUAUAAUAAAAGCGAUGCAAAUAUUUGUUGACAAUCAAUAUUUACCGCAAUACAUAGAGAGCAAUUACCAAGAUUCAAACCUGAUUGGUCAAAAGGAAGCUGAUUUGUGUAAAAAUAAUAUAUUUACUUUAGGAGUAGAUGACUCCACAGAUCAAGGAUAUAUUAAUUUAAAAAGAGGCGUUAUUAACAAGGAUCUGCUGUUACAACAUUCAGAGAGCAACUCUGAUUGUACCGAUAAGCUAAUGUAUAGUCAAAAUCCAAGUGAAGAGCGUAGGACUCCUUUAGGAAAUCUGAAAUCGCCAUAUGGAGACCGACAAAGGAACUCUUACCUACGUGAUUUAUUUAUCGAGACAUAUCCUCGAAACGGUAAUGUUAACGGUCUCACGUCAGGCGUGCUAGCAAUAUCAAAUGAAUGCUAUCGUGCUCCGGCAUCUGUGCUCUUAACGAAUGCAAAUGGCAAACAUCUCAACGAUACACUCUUAGAACCAUAUAAAAAAACAAGUGAGCACAUUGGUAAUUCACCUUCAGUAUUCCACAUUCAUAAGCAGCAGCGAUGCACUCGGGGUGAACAAGAUUACGGUGAAACUUCCAAAAGUUUCUGUGACUCUUUCGCAAAUGUUUGCUCGGUUAGAAAAAUUAAUACUAAGUACGUGUUUGACUCAGAAAGCAGAAAUUAUAGCAAAAACGAUUGGAUGAAUCAUGUGUCUAUACCUAAAAACAGUAUUUUUCAAAUAGGUGUUCAGGAUCAACUUUUGUCUGGGUUGUACGUACCUUCUCUAGAUUACAGCGUUACACCAUUGAUGUUCAAUUCAGUAAAAUCGAUAAGAAAUAAGACAUCUACGUCAAGUUCAAUUCUAUCUAGUGAUCGUAAUGAAGACGGUUUGAAGGAAAUGGACACGACUUCAAUGCCGAAGGUUACUAUUCUAAAUCACGUACUUGACAGCCCGUGGAGCCCACGUAAACCUAUAAACUACAAACCAUUUCGUAGGAAAGUUGAAGGCAGCUUGCAAAAAAUGACUAAUCAAAAAGAAAUUGAAAAAACUCUUCAUAAUUAUAGUAAUAAUAAUGUUGAGCAAUCACCAACAUUAACGAAUAUCGUACAAGGAAGGGAGGUUAUGGCUUUCACGAUAAAGGAGAAAAUAAAGACUCCAACGGGGAUAACUGUUAAUCGCAAUGAUGACUUUAAGUGCUCAAUUUGUAAUCAGGCAUUCACCAGUAGUGAUUUGUUAUCGGUUCAUAUGCGACGGCAUUCCGCGAACGCGCGAUAUACAUGCGGCGAGUGCAACAAGACGUUCUCACAGUUGAGGAACUUCAAGUACCAUAUGUCGAUACAUCGCGGCACCAGAGAGUUUGCUGCAACUUGCACGGUGUGCGGCAAAUAUUUCAACGAUAGAGGCUAUUUGAGUAGUCACAUGAAAAUUCACAGAAAUCGAAAGGAAUACAAGUGCACACUCUGUCCAAAAUCAUUUAACCAACGUGUGGCAUAUAACAUGCACGUGAGAAUUCAUACAGGAGUAAAGCCUCAUGUGUGUGAGCAAUGUGGAAAAGCCUUUUCUCGUAAGAUGUUGUUAAAGCAGCACCAACGAACGCACUCGGGCGAGCGGCCCUACGCCUGCCCACACUGCGAAAAGCGCUUCGCCGACCGUUCCAAUAUGACCCUACAUUUGAGAUUGCAUACUGGAAUAAAGCCGUUUUCGUGCUCUUUAUGUCCUAAGUCGUUCACGAAGAAGCACCAUCUGAAGUCACACUUGAACUUUCACACCGGUUCCAAACCUUACUCAUGUCCACGUUGCAAACUGGCUUUUACACAAUCGUCGAACAUGAGGACUCAUCUCAAAAAGUGUCGAGUCCCUGAAUCCACACCGGAUACCUAA